CUCACCUUCAACCCUCACGCACGCCUCCUUUACCCUCCGCCGCCCAGUCCAACCUACCACCAAAUAAAAUGCUGGGAGAAACGCUGCCGUCGGUCUUGGCCUCCGUGUACGGCUGGUUCACGCCAACCGUCCUCUUCGUCCUCCUCAACGUCGUCAUCGGCAGCAUCGCCAUCGCCUCCAAGUCCUACCACCACCACCACCAGCGAGGCACCGCGGCGGACGACGAUGGCGGAGCUUAUCCUGGUCGUUUCCUUACCCGCUCCCUCUCACGCUCCUCCUCUGUUGUUCUCGACCGCCUUCGCUCCUUCAACCUCCACCACUACCGCUUCGGCGAGAUCCCCCCUCCCUUCGAGUCCACGCCCGCCCCCGCGGCUGAGAUCGUGGACGAGGCCCCCCACCCCGCGCCCCAGGCGGAGGGCGAGCACCAGCACGGCGAACAUUUAGGCCGGAGCCAGUCGGACACGCAACCAACGGCGGGGGAGAUGCCGCCGAAGCUGGCGGUGCGGAUGAAGAAGUCGGCCAGCGAGAAGUCUGCCUUCUCGCACUUCGAGGAGGCGGUGGCGUCAGCGACGGAGACCGUGGAUCCAGCCGUAGGAGACGGCGGCGAGGAGGUGGACGCGCGGGCGGACGACUUCAUCAAUCGGUUCCGGCAUCAGCUGAAGCUGCAGCGCUUAGCGUCCAUCAUGAGGUACAAGGAGAUGCUCAACCGUGGAUCUUAGAAAACAAAAAGUGAAAGGUUUUCUUAGCUAUUGUCUUAGAAAUAACAUGAUUGCAUUAGGGAUGUGUUAUCGUGUACAAGUACUGUAUUUCUUCUUCUUCAGCUUCUAUCUAGCGAGGUGAGGGUGUGUGUUUUUUGGCAUCUUUAUUAGUUUGUGUUGUUUCUUUCGGGACAUCUCUUUGGAUGCGAUAUAUUCUGUAGCAAUGUGAUGGACGCAUGCCCCAAUUUUAUAUGUAGACGUUCAUCGAUCAAGUAUAUGACGACGUCUUUUUAAGAUCAAGCAGAUGUCGUUGUCAA
Musa acuminata subsp. malaccensis (wild Malaysian banana) is the source of this 1015-nucleotide messenger RNA. Its product is annotated as pathogen-associated molecular patterns-induced protein A70. The record is from RefSeq and is a predicted model, not a curated record. Lineage: Eukaryota; Viridiplantae; Streptophyta; Magnoliopsida; Zingiberales; Musaceae.